CAUUGCUUUCUGGGAUCUGGCUACAGCAGUCAACAGGGUGUCCCUGACGGUAGUUGGGAACCUACAGAGCCAAGGAAGGCUGCGCCACACUCUGGAUCUAGGAUUUUCCUCUGCCCAUGGGUACAGUGCCUCUGCCCAGCCUGUGAGCCUCUCCUGGAGCAGUAGCCAUGGCCCUGAAGAAUGUGCCAUUUCGCUCAGAGGUCCUGAACUGGAACCCCGACAGCCUUGCCGAUUAUUUCAAAAAGCUGAACUACAAGGACUGUGAGAAGGCAGUGAAGAAAUACCACAUUGACGGGGCUCGGUUCUUGAACCUGACAGAAAAUGACAUCCAGAAGUUCCCGAAGAUACAGAUGCCGAUGCUCAGUAAGUUAAGUCAAGACAUCAACAAGAAUGAAGAGAGAAGGAGCAUUUUCACACGCAAACCUCAAGUUCCGCGGUUUCCUGAAGAGACAGAAAUCCAUGAAGAGGAGGAUACUGGGGGCUGGUCAUCCUUUGAGGAUGACGAUUAUGAAAGCCCCAAUGAUGAUGAUGGUCCCGAUGGGGAGGAUGAAGGUGACUACGAGUCACCCAGUGAAGAGGCAGAUGCUCUGGUGGAAGACGCUGCAGACUACGAGCCUCCACCCUCCAACGAUGAGGAAACCCUGCAGAGCUCCAUCCUGCCCGCCAAGCCUUUCCCCAACGCCAGCUCCAUGUAUAUCGAUCGGCCUCCCUGUGGCAAGGUCCCCCAGCAGCCUCCCAUGCCCCCCCAGAGACCAGUGGCUGCCUUUCCUCCACGACCCACUGGCCGGAAUCACUCCCCACUACCCCUACCCCAGCCCAACCUUGAAGAACCCAGCAGAAAUCGAAAUCUCAGACCAGCCAAGCUUCCUGCGCCUUCAAUAGACAGAAGCACGAAACCUCCCCUUGAUCGCUCCUUAGCUCCUCUGGACCGAGAGCCCUUCACAUUAGGAAAGAAACCGGCAUUUGCUGACAAGCCCUCGGCUCCAGCAGGAAGGACUCUCGGGGAACACGUACCCAAGAUACAAAAGCCUCCUUUACCACCAGCCGUGGACAGACAUGACAGAAGUAACCCCCUGACGGGGAAGAAGCCACCUGUGCCCGUGCAUGGAUGUGGGCCAGACAGGAGAGAUCAUGAUGAAGAUGAUGUGCAUCAAAGACCUUUGCCCCAGCCCUCAGUACUUUCAAUGAACUCCAAUACAUUCCCUUCAAGAUCUGUGAAGCCAAGCCCCAAGCCUACUUUCCCUUUGUCUCACGGGUCUGGAGGAUUCUCAGAAAGUAACAGUGGAUUUUCACAGGGUGCCUCCUUGCCACCAUACUUCUCCCAAGGCCCUGGCCACAGACCGCCUCUCAGAGCUGAAGGCAGAAGCUGUCCCUUGCCGGUGCCACACCAGUCCCAGCCAGCUACUGGGGAAGGCGAGAAUCUAUUAGAUGAAGAGUGGUACGUCUCUUAUAUUACCCGGCCAGAGGCAGAAGCUGCUCUGAGAAAGAUAAACCAGGAUGGCACUUUUCUGGUGAGAGACAGUUCUAAGAAAACAACAGCCAAUCCGUACGUCCUCAUGGUCUUGUACAAAGAUAAAGUCUACAAUAUCCAGAUCCGUUAUCAGGAGGAAAGUCAAGUGUACUUGCUGGGAACUGGACUUCGAGGAAAAGAGGACUUUCUGUCUGUCUCAGAUAUUAUUGACUACUUCAGGAAAAUGCCACUUCUGCUCAUUGAUGGGAAAAACCGAGGUUCUAGAUACCAGUGCAUGCUAACAUAUGCUGCCGGGUGUCCAUAGCAAGUUGACAAGCUGAUGGCUCUUCCUGUCACCUCUGUCACCCACACAGGAAGAUAACUGAACCCCACGAAUGGACAGACACUUAGGACCACAGUGAACCCCUCAACAUGAACCAAAAGCAUUUUGACCUUUCCUUUGAAAACCAUCAGAAAUGAAGACUGUUGAAAUGCCAUAAUUUAUUUAUUCCUCAUGAGUGUUUCUAAAAUGCAGGAGUCAUAAUAUUCACACUUGAAGUUGCUAGUGCACCACAGUACUUCACUAUAAGACAUGCAAUUUUGAAUAUGUAUUUCAAAAUAGUUUAUGCAACUACAGAAAUGAUUUGGGGCAAGUUUAAAAACACCGAAAAAGUAGUUGUUUUCUUAAUAUCACAUAAAAAUAGUCUUUUAUAGUGAAACCUUUGUCCUACAGAGGCAAGCUUUUUUAUGUAACUUAAAAACUAUUAAAGUUCAUUUUCUGAGCACCAAUAA
Messenger RNA from Jaculus jaculus (lesser Egyptian jerboa), 2242 nucleotides. RefSeq names its product lymphocyte cytosolic protein 2 (gene Lcp2). Bases 168 to 1775 code for a protein of 535 amino acids. Gene Ontology annotation, molecular function: protein binding. The transcript is spliced from 21 exons. Lineage: Eukaryota; Metazoa; Chordata; Mammalia; Rodentia; Dipodidae. Gene Ontology annotation, biological process: intracellular signal transduction; cell surface receptor protein tyrosine kinase signaling pathway. The record is from RefSeq and is a predicted model, not a curated record.